GCUUUUCACCAGGGGUCCUUCGAGGCACCGCUAGUGCUCGUUAGCUAGUGUGAGCAGCUAGCAUGCUACGUACGCAGUCAGUAGCCGAGCCGGAGUUGGUGCUGACGGUCGCUCUCUGGUGAGAACGAGCCCCAAAACAUGUCAGUGUCCUGGGAUGACCUGACAACCGUGACCUCUGACCUCUCCUCCUCUAAGGUCGGGUUCUGACCUGCCCUCACAUAGAGAGACCCGUCUCACAGGCGCCAUGUACUGCCUCCAGUGGCUGCUCCCCGUGCUGCUCAUCCCCAAGCCGCUGAACCCGGCGCUGUGGUUUAACCACUCCAUGUUCAUGGGCUUCUACCUGCUGAGCUUCCUGCUGGAGAGGAAGCCCUGCACCAUCUGCGCCCUCGUCUUCCUCGCCGCGCUCUUCCUCAUCUGCUACAGCUGCUGGGGCAACUGCUUCCUGUACCACUGCCAGGACACUGCGCUGCCGCACGCCGCCCACGACCCGGCCAUCGUGGGGACCUAGGAGUGCAGAGGGGGGUUCUUCUGACAUGGUGAGGUGGAGGGAGGGAUCAUGGAGGAUCAGGGCGGCUGUUCUGGAAUGCUGGGAAUAACGAGUAGGCCAGGAGACGGUGUAAAUGUAUCAUGGAGCAGCAGGAGGAGGAAGUCCCGCCCCGCGCUGGGACUUUGCGGCGUCCCCACAUCCUGUCGCCGCAUGUGGCAGGUAUCUGCGGUGAGCGCCGCGUUUCCUUCACAAAGACAAACUGCUGGAGGCCAUGUUUGUUUCCGGUCAUCAUGGCGGUACCGUUGACUUGCUUUGUUCUCCGUUGGUGUCACAGCAGCCUCUGGACAAUCAUUGGCCAUGCUCGUCACAUGGCGUGUUACCCACAAUGCCCCUCUCUGUUCCUCUUGGCUGGUUUUUGUUGGUUUGUUUUUCCUCUGCAUGGGUUGCUGUUCUCUUUUUUUUUUUUUUUCAAUGUUCACAAACACAUUUUAAUUAAUUCAAAGGAAAUUGUGUGUACUGCUGCAUCAUUGCUCUGGUUUUAAUUUAAAUAAAUAUUUCUCUCAACUUGUUA
This is a messenger RNA of Gasterosteus aculeatus aculeatus (three-spined stickleback), 1058 nucleotides long. It is a transcript of the gene blcap, whose product is annotated as bladder cancer associated protein. The record is from RefSeq and is a predicted model, not a curated record. NCBI's taxonomy places the organism in Eukaryota, Metazoa, Chordata, Actinopteri, Perciformes, Gasterosteidae.